Molecule: messenger RNA, 1200 nt
Organism: Dipodomys ordii (Ord's kangaroo rat)
Lineage: Eukaryota; Metazoa; Chordata; Mammalia; Rodentia; Heteromyidae
Exons: 8
Coding region: 1-1200 (399 amino acids)
Biological process (GO): carbohydrate metabolic process
Molecular function (GO): glycosyltransferase activity
Source: RefSeq, a predicted model, not a curated record
AUGGCGUGCGCGGUUCCCCGAGAGACGGCUGUGUCGAGGGGGCGGGGCCAGGACCUGGUUCCCACCGGGUGGCCGUGGCCAGCACUGCGGAUGGCCCUGGGACCUUCCAGAAGCAGGACGGAAGAGAGAGCGCCGAGGACCGUGACAGAACAAGGCGGGACCUGUGAUGUCCAGGGGGGCGGGGCCGGGGGGCGUGACUCCAGCUCGGGCGACCGGUGGUCGGAGUGGGGGAGAGCGGCCGAGCGGGCCUGGGACUCCCCGUCGCUGUGGGAGCUGGUGGAGGAGCACGUUCCGCUCCCGGAGCGACCCGAAGUGAAGAGGAUUCUGGGGGAGGCGGUGGUGGACCUGAACCUGGAGCUGCGAGCGGAGGUGGCGAUGCUACAAGCACUGCUCCAAGAGGCCCGAUCCUCCCGAGCCCCUGGCUCCCACCCCAUCUCUGACCCUUCCUCCCUUCUGGCACCACCGCCUCUCCUGAGGGACCUUGUGCGCCAGGAACUGCGACAGCUGCUCCAGAGUCUCCGCCACAAGGCUAUCAGCGAGGGCAGGGACCAGGCCCAAGCCUGGGCCCAAUAUAGCCCCAAAGUCCUUCGCUUUGCCUUGGAGGAGCCCACGUGUGACCUUCCAGAACAGGAGCAAUUUCAAGGGAGAGCGGUGGAGCCCAGCAGUCAAAGGACCCUCAGUGUCAUCAAGGACCAACUGAACGUGUCCGGCAUUGACCAAGUUGCUGGACACUUGAGAGCUGCUGCUGUAGAGAUAGUAGUGGGCUGCUGUCAGGAGCAUGGUGAGGACACCUUCAACCGGGCCAAGCUGCUCAAUGUGGGCUUCCUAGAAGCACUGAAGGAGGACGCUGCCUAUGACUGCUUCAUCUUCAGUGACGUGGACUUGGUCCCCAUGGAUGACCGCAAUUUAUAUCGUUGUGGUGACCAACCCCGCCACUUUGCCAUCGCCAUGGAUAAGUUCGGCUUCCGGCUGCCCUAUGCUGGCUACUUUGGAGGUGUGUCAGGCCUGAGUAAGACUCAGUUUCUGAGGAUCAAUGGAUUUCCCAACGAGUACUGGGGCUGGGGUGGCGAGGAUGAUGACAUCUUCAACCGGAUCUCCCUGACGGGGAUGAAGAUCUCCCGCCCAGACAUCCGAAUAGGCCGCUACCGCAUGAUCAAGCAUGACCGGGACAAGCAUAAUGAGCCCAACCCUCAGAGGUGA